Messenger RNA from Humulus lupulus (European hop), 1484 nucleotides. Its product is annotated as 2-acylphloroglucinol 4-prenyltransferase. Bases 94 to 1338 code for a protein of 414 amino acids. The transcript has 10 exons. Gene Ontology annotation, cellular component: membrane. Lineage: Eukaryota; Viridiplantae; Streptophyta; Magnoliopsida; Rosales; Cannabaceae. The record is from RefSeq and is a predicted model, not a curated record. Gene Ontology annotation, molecular function: prenyltransferase activity.
CAUGAUUCUUGAACCAAUAUAUUUGUGCAUCAAGUCAUUCUGUCUUUCUCUGGCCUAGUUUAUUCUUUUUCAUUUUCUUGAUCACUCCAUCACAUGGGGCUCUCUUCAGUUUCUAGCUUUUCACUUGGAACUAAUCCAUUUAUAUCAAUUCCCCAUAAUAAUAAUAAUAAUCUCAAGGUCUCAUCUUACUGUUGUAAAAGCAAGAGCAGAGUAAUCAAUUCCACAAACUCAAAGCAUUGCUCCCCCAACAACAACAACAACAACAACACCUCUAACAAGACAACACAUCUUCUUGGGUUGUACGGACAGAGCAGAUGCUUAUUAAAACCUUUAUCAAUUUUCAGCUGCAAGGACCAAAGGGGAAAUUCAAUUAGGGCUUCUGCACAAAUUGAAGAUCGACCUCCUGAAUCUGGAAAUCUUUCGGCACUUACAAAUGUUAAAGACUUUGUAAGUGUAUGUUGGGAGUAUGUACGACCAUACACAGCAAAAGGAGUUAUUAUAUGCUCUAGUUGUUUAUUUGGAAGAGAAUUGUUGGAGAACCCAAAUCUAUUUAGUUGGCCUCUAAUUUUUAGGGCACUCUUGGGAAUGUUGGCUAUACUAGGCUCUUGUUUUUAUACAGCUGGCAUCAAUCAAAUUUUUGAUAUGGAUAUUGACAGGAUAAACAAACCAGAUUUACCACUGGUUUCAGGGCGUAUUUCAGUGGAAUCAGCUUGGUUAUUGACAUUAAGUCCUGCAAUAAUUGGCUUCAUAUUGAUUCUUAAAUUGAACUCAGGACCACUCCUUACUUCUCUAUACUGUUUGGCCAUUUUGAGUGGGACUAUCUAUUCUGUUCCUCCAUUUAGAUGGAAGAAGAAUCCCAUUACAGCAUUUCUUUGUAUUCUUAUGAUUCAUGCAGGCUUAAACUUUUCUGUAUAUUAUGCCUCUAGAGCAGCACUUGGACUUGCAUUUGUAUGGAGCCCUUCAUUUUCCUUCAUCACUGCCUUUAUUACAUUUAUGACUCUAACGUUGGCUUCCUCCAAAGAUCUUUCUGACAUAAAUGGAGAUCGCAAGUUUGGUGUUGAAACCUUUGCAACCAAGCUUGGUGCAAAAAACAUUACAUUACUUGGCACAGGACUUCUCCUCCUAAACUAUGUAGCAGCUAUAUCUACUGCCAUUAUAUGGCCUAAGGCUUUCAAGAGUAACAUAAUGCUGCUUUCUCAUGCAAUCUUAGCAUUUUCCUUAUUCUUCCAGGCUCGAGAGUUGGAUCGAACGAACUACACUCCGGAAGCGUGCAAAAGCUUCUAUGAAUUCAUCUGGAUACUCUUCUCUGCGGAAUACGUUGUAUAUCUGUUCAUUUAGUUUGCAUAUAUACAACAACUUGUCAUAAUUUAAUGUUUCAAACUAUAAGAACCCUUUUUGUCAAAAACAAAAAAUUAACACUAAGCCUUAUUUGCUUUUUGUCCGUCUUAUUCAAUACAAUUUUAAAUAAGAAUCGUUUUUGUUCA